Gamsiella multidivaricata is the source of this 2171-nucleotide messenger RNA. RefSeq names its product permease family-domain-containing protein. Gene Ontology annotation, molecular function: xanthine transmembrane transporter activity. Gene Ontology annotation, cellular component: fungal-type vacuole; membrane. The transcript is spliced from 4 exons. Bases 187 to 2040 code for a protein of 617 amino acids. Gene Ontology annotation, biological process: xanthine transport; transmembrane transport. The record is from RefSeq and is a predicted model, not a curated record. Lineage: Eukaryota; Fungi; Mortierellomycota; Mortierellomycetes; Mortierellales; Mortierellaceae.
CCCUCCCUCUUCUUCUCACAACCACAUCCCCAUCUUCUCACCUCCACCUCCACUCCUCUUUGUCCCGCAACGGCCUCUCUUGAACGGAAUCCCUGGCUCCCUGUACCUGUUCAUCGUUGGAAACACCUCCCCUCCCCCCACUCCCGCACCGCCCGUCCUCCCUCACUCCUCUCUCGAUAUCCCAUCAUGUCCAACGAAAUCACCUCCGCACCAGCACCGACAGAGGCCCCCGCCUACGAAGUCCGCUCCAGUCCAGCACACGACGACCUCUCCCACACUGCUGGCUCUCUCCCGACCCUUCAAGCGGUCUACGAAACCCUAUUCACGAAGGACGGAUGGCUCGGUGACUACGACUAUGGCUUCCUCUGCAUGCCCACGAUCCCUUGCAUGAACCGAAAGAGUGCUCGCCAGCCGCCCUUCUUUGGUCUCAAGACCAAGCUUCCAGCCUUGCUCGCCCUCGUCAUGGGUUUCCAGCAUGCGCUUGCAAUGAUUGCAGGAGUUGUGACCCCGGUCUUGAUCAUGUCGGGCCCCGGCACAGGAAACAUGAACCUCGACACUGCGACCCGCUCUUACAUGCUCUCGGCCUCGCUGAUUUCGUCUGGAAUUCUAUCGCUUAUUCAGAUCACUCGCUUCAGGAUCUUCAGCACAAAGUACUACAUCGGCACUGGACUUUUGUCUGUCGUCGGCACUAGCUUCAACUUUGUGCCUACCUUUGGCGCCAUGACCACUCGCAUGUAUCUGACGGGUCAGUGUCCCACAGGCCUUGCACCCGACGGCGUGACACCAGUACAGCUGCCAUGUCCCGAGGCCUGGGGUGCGUUCCUCGGCACCUGUAUGCUCUGCUCCCUCAUCGAAAUUCUUCUCUCCUUCCUCCCACCCAGGAUCAUGAAGAAUCUCUUCCCACCAGUCGUCACCGGAGUCACCGUCUUCUUGAUUGGCGCAAAGCUGAUCGGAACAGGACUGACCCAAUGGGCCGGUGGUUCCGGCCCCUGUAGCGCCAUGCCCGCCGAGGGAUUCUUUUCGGUCUGCCCGAAUCUCGGCGCACCUAAUGCAGCGCCCUGGGCUUCGCCUCAAUGGAUCGGACUUGGCUUCCUGGUGUUCAUGACAAUCAUGUUUGUCGAGUUCUUUGGAUCGCCUUUCAUGCGCAACGCCCAGGUUGUCAUUGGACUCGUUGUAGGAUUGAUUGUGGCAGCGGCAACUGGAUACGCGGAUGUAUCGACAUUGGAUAGUGCCCCGACGGUGACAUUUUUGUGGGUCAAGAACUUUUCAACGUUCCCCUUAUCGAUUUAUGCGCCGGCCAUUAUUCCGCUUCUGGUCACUUAUAUCUUGACGAUGGUAGAGGCUAUUGGAGAUGUCACGGCCUCGUGCGAGGUGUCGAGAUUGGCGGUUGAGGGUCGGGAGUUCGAGUCGCGUAUCCAGGGCGGUGUUUUGGCAGAUGGAUUGGGAGGCUUCUUAUCUGCGGUCAUGACCAACUCUCCCAUGUCUGUCUUUGCCCAAAACAACGGUAUCAUUGCCUUGACUAGAUGUGCAAAUGCUUCUGCAGGGUACAUGUGCUGUCUGUUCCUGAUUUUGAUGGGUAUCUUUUCAAAAUUCGGCACCUUAUUCCUCAUGAUUCCCGACUCUGUCCUCGGCGGCAUGACCACCUUCUUGUUCGCCAACGUCGCCUCCUCCGGCAUGCGUAUCCUCGCCUUUUUGAAAUGGACCCGUCGGGAUCGCUUCAUCGUCUCAGCCGCCAUUUCCCUUGGCCUCGGUGUGUCGCUCAUCCCCAACGCCCUCACGCACUUUGUCUCCUACACCGGCACCUCAACGGUUCUGCAGGGACUUGCGGACUCUGCAAACAUUAUUCUGUCCACUGGAUUCUGUGUUGGCGCGAUCAUUGCGAUUAUUCUGAACCAGCUCUUGCCAGAGGACAGACCUGAGGCCAAGGAGGAAGAGAUCGCGGAGGGAGUGCGCCAAGCGGACACAAAGAUGGCUGCAAAGAUCGCGGCUGAAAUGGAAGAAGCUGCCAGUGGUGAAAAGGCGGAUAUGAAGCACUUGUAACCCAGGAUGGAGAGCGCACGAUUAAAAUUUGUUUUUCUUUUCUUUUACAAGUAAUACUUACCAUUCCAUCCAUUACGCCGGCAAAAGCUUGAACAAAAAAAAAAAAUGCCGAAAAAGCGCAAAAAUGAAAG